Molecule: messenger RNA, 693 nt
Organism: Arthroderma uncinatum
Lineage: Eukaryota; Fungi; Ascomycota; Eurotiomycetes; Onygenales; Arthrodermataceae
Product: maleylacetoacetate isomerase
Exons: 1
Coding region: 1-693 (230 amino acids)
Biological process (GO): glutathione metabolic process; L-phenylalanine catabolic process
Cellular component (GO): mitochondrion; cytoplasm
Molecular function (GO): maleylacetoacetate isomerase activity; glutathione transferase activity
Source: RefSeq, a predicted model, not a curated record
AUGUCAUCCUCCAACAUCAAGUUCCAGCUAUACACGUACUUCCGGUCUUCGUGUGCCGGUCGCCUGCGCAUCGCUCUGAACCUAAAAUCCACCCCCUACGAGCCAAUCUUCGUCAAUCUACUCAAAGGCGAGCAGCUCUCUGAUAAGCACAGGGAGCUCAAUCCCAACGGCACUGUGCCUGUACUUGUAUCCACGAGCCAGGAUAAUGGCAAGAGCACGACAUUCACGGUUACCCAAUCGCUCGCGGCGUUGGAGUACCUUGAAGAAGCGCUUCCAAACACCCGCGCACUCAUGCCGGCAACUUCCAACCCCACGGCACGCGCACAAGUACGCGAACUCGCCCUGUUAGUGGCAACGGAUAUUCAACCCGUCACGAACUUGCGGAUUCAGAAGAAGGUGAAGGCUCUCGACGCGGAUGCAACGAAGUGGGCGCUGGAGCUUUCGGUUGCCGGGUUUACGGCCUUUGAGAAGACCGUUGUCAAUUCCGCUGGGAAGUUCUGUGUCGGGGAUGAGAUUACGUUGGCAGAUGUAUGUUUGGUGCCUGCCGUGUGGUCGGCGGAGAGAGUGGGCUUGAAGUUGGCAGACUAUCCAACAACAAAGAGGAUCUAUGAUCGGAUGGUGGAGGAGACGGCAGUUAAGGAAGCAGUCUGGCAGAACCAGCCUGAUACGCCAGAAGAAUUAAGAUUAAAGUAA